Molecule: messenger RNA, 426 nt
Organism: Ilex paraguariensis (yerba mate)
Lineage: Eukaryota; Viridiplantae; Streptophyta; Magnoliopsida; Aquifoliales; Aquifoliaceae
Source: the annotation of a GenBank genome assembly
AUGGCCAUAGGGCCUGUUCGAGUUCGAUUAUUUACUUCAGCAAAACGUUUGGCCCAGGUCUAUCCUAUUAAAUUAAUUUACGUUCUGUGCGGCACUGGAACUAUUAGGGCCGGAUUAAAGCCCAUUGAUACUUUUACCAAGGGGAUUGAGCCCUUAAAUGUAACUAUAUUGGGCUUGAUUGUGCAUAAAUUUAAUCAGAAAAGUGGGAUGUUUGGGUUCAAUAUUGGGCUUUUGAUGGGGCCUGAUGAGCCCAUAAGGGUAAUAGGGCUGAAUAUUGGGCUUUCUGGCCCAAAAAUUCAACCAGAUGGUGGGCCUGUCUUACAACACCAGACUGCGGCCAUUGCUAGACUUGGCAAUGUGUUGAAGCGAGAUUUCCGGGACAUGGAGAUUAUAAUGGCUGAAGAAAUCGAACUGGCAGAAGGUUAG